AUGUCCUCGCUGCCGGCUGUCUCUCCACCCGUAACCAGCUCGCUGCCAUCAGACUCCUUCCACGUACUCCCAGAGCAAGAAAAGGCAGGCUCGCCCGAAGAUGCCCUCUACGAACAGCAAAUCAGAGAUGUCGAGGAGUGGUGGUCGACCUCGAGAUACGCCGGCAUCAAGAGGCCUUAUACUGCCGCAGAUGUCGUGUCAAAACGAGGCUCCCUUCAGCAAAGCUAUCCCAGCUCCCUCAUGGCCAGAAAGCUAUGGAACUUGAUCCAAGAGAAGCUGAGCGCUGGCGAGCCUAUCCACACCAUGGGCGCCAUCGAUCCCGUCCAAAUGACCCAACAAGCACCCCACCAAGAGGUCCUCUACCUCUCCGGCUGGGCGUGCUCCUCCACGCUGACCUCCACCAACGAAGUCUCCCCAGACUUUGGCGACUACCCCUACAAUACCGUACCAAAUCAAGUCCAACGCAUGUUCAAGGCCCAGUCCAUGCACGACCGCAAGCAGUGGGAUCUACGCAGGAAGCUCUCCUCCUCCGAACGAGCCAAGACCCCAUACGUCGAUUACUUUAGGCCCAUUGUUGCGGACGGUGACACGGGCCACGGCGGCCUGACGGCUGUGUUGAAGCUGGCCAAGCUGUUCGCCGAGAACGGUGCCGCGGCCGUACACUUCGAGGACCAGCUUCACGGCGGCAAGAAAUGCGGUCACCUCGCGGGCAAGGUACUCGUCCCUGUCGGGGAGCACAUCAACCGCCUCGUCGCGGCGCGCUUCCAGUGGGACGUCAUGGGCUCCGAAAACCUCGUCAUCGCCCGCACGGACUCGGAGAGUGGCAAGCUGCUGAGCAGCUCCAUCGACGUGCGCGACCACGAGUUCAUACUAGGCGUGGCAGACCCCAGCCUCAGGUCUCUGGCAGAAACUCUGCAAGAGAUGGAAGCCGCCGGCGCCUCAGGGCCAGAGAUCGACACGUUCGAGGCCGAAUGGGUCAAGAAGACAAAGCUGGUCACUUUCGACGAGGCGGCCGUAGCGCACCUCAAGGCAGAGGGAGGCGACGCCGCGAAGUAUGAGAGCAGAGUGAGAGAAAACCGCGACAUGGGUCUGACGAGCCGGCGCGCACUCGCGGCAAGCCUCACCCCGGGUGGCAAGGAGGUAUUCUUUGAUUGGGACGUGCCGCGCACGCGCGAGGGCUUCUACCACUACAAAGCCGGCAUGGAGGCUGCGACCAAGCGGUCCAUCGCCUUCGGGCCUUACGCGGACCUGCUCUGGGUAGAGACGGGCGACCCCAACGUCGAUGUUUGCACCAAGCUCGGACGUACAGUCAGGGCUGCCCACCCCGGCAAGGGACUGGUGUACAACUUGAGCCCGUCCUUCAAUUGGAUGGCACAUGGGUUCACCGAGGACAAGCUCAAAUCCUUCAUCUGGGACAUCGCCAAAGAGGGCUUCGUCAUACAACUCAUCUCGCUUGCGGGGCUGCACAGCACGGCGACGAUCACGAGCGAGCUGGCGCAUGGGUUCAAAAAGGAUGGCAUGUUGGCGUAUGUGAACUUGGUGCAGAGGCGCGAGAAGGACCUCGGCGUUGAUGUGUUGACACAUCAGAAGUGGAGCGGUGCGAGCUACAUGGACGGCAUCGUUGGCGCCAUUCAGAGUGGGAGCUCGGGAAGUAAGAGCAUGGGUGAGGGCAACACUGAGGGUCAGUUCUGA
This is a messenger RNA of Diaporthe amygdali, 1692 nucleotides long. RefSeq names its product isocitrate lyase family protein. NCBI's taxonomy places the organism in Eukaryota, Fungi, Ascomycota, Sordariomycetes, Diaporthales, Diaporthaceae. Gene Ontology annotation, cellular component: mitochondrial matrix. The transcript has 2 exons. Gene Ontology annotation, molecular function: methylisocitrate lyase activity; isocitrate lyase activity. Bases 1 to 1692 code for a protein of 563 amino acids. The record is from RefSeq and is a predicted model, not a curated record.